CGGUGCCUUUAUAUUUUAUAUCUUUUUGCGCCGAUGAUUUCUAUAAUAACAAUCUUCUCCUUCUGCUUAUCUUUAUUAUUAUAAAUUUUAAAAAAAUCAUUAUCAUCAGAUGACAUCCCUUCCUUGUUUUUCCAUCCCAAAAAAUUAACUAAUUAAUUAUUAAACUCACAACUCCACCAUGGAAACCGGCGCCGGCGCCGACGUAGCCACUCCAUGUAACAACAACAACAAAAACUAUCCGUCAACCGGAAAAAGAAAAUCCGAUCAUCAUCAAAGACCAUAUAAAGGAAUACGUAUGAGAAAGUGGGGAAAAUGGGUGGCUGAAAUUCGUGAGCCGAAUAAACGUUCGAGAAUCUGGCUCGGCUCAUACUCGACUCCUGUAGCCGCGGCUCGAGCUUAUGAUACUGCUGUUUAUUAUUUACGUGGGCCCACCGCUCGUCUGAAUUUCCCUGAAUUGUUGGUGUCGUCUGAUAAUUAUGAAUGUUUGGAUGAAUUGUCGGCUGCUUCUAUUAGAAAAAAAGCUAUUGAAGUUGGUACCAGAGUUGAUGCUGAAACGACGUCGUUGCAUAAUAAUAAUAAUAAUAAAAGUAAUGAUAAUCAGAAUAAUAGUAAUACAUCUAGUUCUCAUGAAUUGGAAUUCAAGGCUUGUUGGUUUCAAGGAAAACCGGAUUUGAAUAAAAAACCCGAACCCGAAGAAGACCCGGAUGGAGAUUCUGGUUGAAAGUGAAAGUGAAAGUGAAUUAGGGAGUUUUAGAAGGGGGUGAUUUGGUAAUUUUGGAUUUUACUCCAGGUAAUUCGGACAAGUAAUUUUUUGUUGUCUUUUUUAAUUUAGGAAAUAGGUGAAACAAAAAAAAAAUAUGAAUUUUGUGUUACUACGGAGUAGCUAGGAUAAUACUAAUGUAAAUAUAUUUUUUUUUUUUGUUGUUUUACUUUUUACUUUGAUAAAUCUUUGUUUUUAGUUUUUAUAAAAUUUUACUCCAUGUUGAUUACCACAUCGGUAUUAUGUUACUUGGUUUGAUAUAUCAAGAUUAUCUUGGACAGUUUGUUCUAUGAAUUUUUAACUUUUAAAGA
Molecule: messenger RNA, 1071 nt
Organism: Erigeron canadensis
Lineage: Eukaryota; Viridiplantae; Streptophyta; Magnoliopsida; Asterales; Asteraceae
Product: ethylene-responsive transcription factor ERF011-like
Exons: 1
Coding region: 179-721 (180 amino acids)
Biological process (GO): regulation of DNA-templated transcription
Molecular function (GO): DNA binding; DNA-binding transcription factor activity
Source: RefSeq, a predicted model, not a curated record